UACGACAUCAGGUCCCUCUUUGACCCCCUCCAGGUAAAGAAAAAGGAAAGUGCACGCGUUAUUCGCUGGUCGAGCCACAGAUUCCUAGACUGUAAUUCCAUAAAGCAGCGCGACCUGUGAAUUCGUGUUUUUGGGACCAAUUUAAGAGAUACCAACAGCAACAAAAUGCCGACUGAAUAUAUAGAUGGACAUCCAGAUAGAUGUGAAGAUUUCUUUGAGGGAAAAACUAUCCUCAUUACUGGAGGUACUGGUUUUAUGGGCAAAGUCCUGGUUGAGAAACUCCUGAGAGCCUGCCCUAAAGUGAAAAAGGUUAUACUGCUGAUGAGAGACAAGAAAGGCAAGAGUCCAGAACAGAGAUUAAAGGAUAUUUUUGCAGGACCGUUAUUUGAUAUGCUGAAGAAAGAAUGUGGUCCAGAUCAGCUUAAGAAAGUUGUGCCUUGUAAAGGAGAUGUCUCUGAGCAAGAAUUGGCCCUAAAGAAGGAAGAUAGGGCUUGGUUAUGCGAGGAAGUAGAAAUCGUCUUCCACUGUGCAGCCACCAUAAGAUUCGACGAAGGACUUAAGAAAGCCGUACUUUUGAAUGUUAGGGGUACGAAGCUGAUGCUAGAGCUAGCCAAGGGAAUGAAAAAGUUGUUGGUUUUCGUUCAUCUUUCCACUGCCUACUGUCAUCUGAAUGAGAGGGUGCUCUACGAGAAGCCUUACCCUCCACCAGCAAGUCCACAUCACGUAAUCCAAUGUUGCGAAUGGAUGAGCGACGACAUUUUGGACUCUAUCACACCAAAGAUUCUCGGAAACAUUCCCAAUACCUAUGCAUUCACCAAGGCAUUGGCCGAAUCACUAGUAUGCGAUGAGAUGGACAACUUACCAGUUGUAGUCCUUAGACCAUCAAUAGUUCUUCCUAUCUGGUUGGAACCUAUACCUGGAUGGACUGACAACAUCAACGGACCAACUGGUCUUCUUAUCGGGGCAGGAAAAGGUGUAAUAAGGACUAUGUGGUGUAAUGGAGAUGGUUAUGCUGACUAUGUACCAGUAGAUAUUGCAGUAAACUGCAUGCUUGCCAGUACAUACGACUGCGUGUACUUCAAGCAACGAAGGAUAUACAAUGUGACCAGUUCUGCAGAGUACAAAAUUUCAUAUGAGGAAAUCAUAAACCUAGGUAGAAAGAUCGUUGAGACCAAGAUUCCACUCAACGGAGUGGCUUGGUACCCAGGAGGCUCGAUGAAGAAGUCCAGGACAUACCACAGAAUCUGCUUCUUCUUGUAUCAUUUGGUCCCAGCAGUGUUCGUAGAUGCCUUACUCGUUUUACUAGGAUACAAGCCAGUGUUGAUGAGGGUCCAAAGACGAAUUGCCAAAGGAUUUGAAGUGUUCGAGUAUUACGCAAAUAACCAAUGGGACUUUCACAAUGAGGAUUCAAUGGAGGCGAGGAAACUGCUCAAUCCCACAGAGAAAAAGAAGUACAAACUUGACGGUGAUGGUAUGAAUUAUGAGGAAUAUUUCACCAAUUGUAUACAUGCCGCCAGACUGUAUAUCUUGAAUGAGACAGAUGAUCAGCUUCCAGCAGCUAGGCGACACAUGAAAGUGAUGUGGUGCGUGGAUAAAUUAUGCAAGUCCCUGAUAAUUUUUGGUUUCAUGUAUCUAUUGUACAAAUAUCUACUCCUCCCUAUUUUUACAUGAUUUUUUUGCUCAACAGGAUAAUAUUCGAUGAAGAAAUAUGUUUAUUAGAUAUAAAUAUAAAUUUUGUAUGACUGUGAAAGAGAACAUUAUGUUGAAUGUAUAAGAUUUAUUGUUAUUGUAUUGUAUUAUUAUUUUCCAAUAGAAUUUAGUUUUAA
Molecule: messenger RNA, 1826 nt
Organism: Harmonia axyridis
Lineage: Eukaryota; Metazoa; Arthropoda; Insecta; Coleoptera; Coccinellidae
Product: putative fatty acyl-CoA reductase CG5065
Exons: 8
Coding region: 166-1671 (501 amino acids)
Biological process (GO): long-chain fatty-acyl-CoA metabolic process
Cellular component (GO): peroxisome
Molecular function (GO): alcohol-forming very long-chain fatty acyl-CoA reductase (NADP+) activity
Source: RefSeq, a predicted model, not a curated record